Boeremia exigua is the source of this 1121-nucleotide messenger RNA. Its product is annotated as N-acetyltransferase complex ARD1 subunit. Bases 125 to 784 code for a protein of 219 amino acids. NCBI's taxonomy places the organism in Eukaryota, Fungi, Ascomycota, Dothideomycetes, Pleosporales, Didymellaceae. Gene Ontology annotation, biological process: N-terminal peptidyl-glutamic acid acetylation. Gene Ontology annotation, molecular function: protein N-terminal-serine acetyltransferase activity; protein-N-terminal-glutamate acetyltransferase activity. Gene Ontology annotation, cellular component: NatA complex. The transcript is spliced from 3 exons. The record is from RefSeq and is a predicted model, not a curated record.
CCAACACCAACAACACCAACAACGCCAACGCCGCCACCCUAGUCCCAGCCAAUUGCUCCCCAGACGACUCCGCACAUCCCCUCCAGUACCUCUGUCUUGCGAGGCAAGGAAAUUAAACAUAACCAUGGACAUCCGGCCCCUCCUCCCCUCGGACAUCCCGCACGUGCAGCUCGCCAACAUUACGAACUUGCCCGAGAACUAUUUUUGCAAGUAUUACUUGUAUCAUGCGAUGAGUUGGCCGCAGUUGAGUUGGGUUGCUGUGGAUGUCUCGCGCCCCCCCAAGACCCCCUACGACCCCCCCAAGAUCGUCGGCUACGUCCUGGCCAAAAUGGAGGAAGAGCCCGCCGACGGCAUUCCGCACGGCCACAUCACGUCGCUGAGCGUCAUGCGCACGCACCGCCGGCUGGGGCUGGCCGAGAAGCUGAUGCGGCAGAGUCAGCGCGCAAUGGCCGAAACCUUCUCCGCCUCCUACGUCUCCCUACACGUCCGCAUGUCCAACCUCGCCGCGCUGCAUCUGUACCGCGAGACCCUCGGCUUCAGCGUCGAGAAGAUCGAGGCCAAGUACUACGCCGACGGCGAGGACGCGUACAGCAUGCGCAUGGAUUUGAGCAAGAUCGAGCGGGACGAGAUCGCGUAUGAUGAUGGUAAGGAGGCGGGCGAUGAGGGCGACGCGGUGGGGGACGAGGGGCAGGAUGGGAAGGGGCUGCGGAAGGUCGCGAUUGGGAGGCAGAGGGGGGUGCAGGAUUUGGUCGAGGUGGUGGGGGGGAAGGAGGUUGCUGCGUAGAGCAGGCGGCUGCGUAGAGUGGCUGGGGCGGAGGGGGCUUGCAGCGGAGCGACUUACAGCGGGGCGACUCGCAGCGGAGCAGCUCAGUACGGUGCCGCGCACGCAGCGCGUAUCCAGACACAGCACACGCCCCGGCCCGCCUCGCACGCCUCCACGCCCCUCCGGCACCGCACUCCCGCAUCUCGACCCCGCCGGGCCGCGCAAGCCGCAUGCGGCCCUGCGCACUCGAUGGCAUCGAGACGCUCGGCGACGCGUGCAGCUGGGCACAUGUGCACGUAUCGCUCUCCUGUAUCUGUAUGAACCACACAAAACACAAAACGAAAUUAAUUGGUUGAGG